This is a messenger RNA of Cricetulus griseus (Chinese hamster), 1448 nucleotides long. NCBI's taxonomy places the organism in Eukaryota, Metazoa, Chordata, Mammalia, Rodentia, Cricetidae. The record is from RefSeq and is a predicted model, not a curated record.
CAGAAAUGGCUGUCCUCGCCCUUCCCCUCAUCCUCCUUCAGCCCCACUGGCCCUGCACCUGAGAUCUCUCCCCUGGAGGUGCUGGACAGAGACACCAAAGCCAUGCAGCUGCUCUUGCUACAGCAGGACACAGUCCCCUCCCCCUCGCCCAGCGGCCACUCACAGGCCAGCUGCUUCACCAACCAAGGUUACUUCUUCUUCCAUCUACCCAACGCCUUAGAGAUUGAGCCCUGCCAGGUGUACUUCACAUACGACCCCUGCAUGGAAGAGGAUGUGGAGGAGGACGGGCCAGGACCGCCCCAGGGAUCUCCUCUCCCAUCUCUGCUCCCUCUGGCUGGGGAAGAGGAUGAGUACUGUGAAUUCCCACCCCGGGAUGACCUGCUGCUCUCCUCCCCCAGCCUGAGCUCCCCCAACACUGCCUUUGGGGGAGCUGUAGCCCCUGAAGAAAAGCCUCCCGUCUCCCCUCAGGAGAAACUUCCCCUACUACCAUCCCCUGACCUGAUGGGCUUGCAGUGCCCCCUGGAGCUGGUGAUGGGAGGUGAUGGAGAGGGGCUGUCUGCUCAUAGCUCAGGGGAGCAGGCCAGUGUCCCCGAAGAUAGCCCCUGUGAGCAAGGUCAGGACAGGGCCCCGGCUUCUGUCCUGUCUCUCAACACGGAUGCCUACCUGUCUCUUCAAGAACUACAGGCCCAAGAUCCAGCCCACCUGGUAUAGACUGGCUGAGGACAGCCCCUGGUCAUCUGUACCGCCACUUAGUCAUCCACUUCUGAGCUCCACUUGCUGCUCCCUGCUGAUCCAUCCAGGAUCUGGGGUGGGGAGGGGUAGUCAGCUCCUCUUCCCUGUUUAGUCAUGAGGUCAUUAGUUUCCUGACCUGCCCUACUCCUUCCUGCUCGCCAUCACAGGGCAGCGGUACCUGCUUCUCCAAACGCAAAUGUGCCCAUGCCCCUCCUUCUAUCACUGAGCUUGCUGCGGCUUCCUACUGCCCUCUGUACCAUUUCUUGUCCCAACUUUUGUCCUGCCAGCACUGCUGAGGGACAGCUGUCCUCAGGGUGAUGUGACUGCCACUGUCUUAAUUAGAACAGCUGUGUCUACCCAAACUGAGAGAUCCUAAUAAGACUGGAUGCAGCCUGUUGACUGUUGACAUUUCCUCUUAGAAGGAGAGGAUGGGAAGGGACUGUCACCGGAGAUUCCAGCCACUCUCCUGCACCUCAUCCCAGCUAUGUGUAAUUCUGCCCUUGGUGCAUGUGUUCCUGAAAGAUGCCGUCAUAUGCAGAAGGGGGAGGAUUGAUUGAAGUGAGGGCUCCAUCUAUGUAGCUAUGGGGACAUCAUCACCUAUUCUGGGGUGGUGUUUUCUGUGAUACAGCUGUUUUGGAGUCACCUGUAUUCCUGUAAGUAAGCCUAGAUGACUCAAAAGUUUCAUCAAGCUGGACUUGAGUGGAUUCACGCCUUUG